UGUGCGUGGGGGAGAGGAUAUAUAUGCUGGUGUGGCUGAGACAGCGGAACCGAGCCUCGCAUCCAUCGGAGGGAGCCGGGGACUGACAGCUCUCAGCACCUGCUUCCUGCUCCUGCACCAUGAAAGUCCUGCUUUGUGACCUGCUGCUGCUCAGCCUCUUCUCCAGUGUGUUCAGCAGUUGUCAGAGGGACUGUCUCACAUGCCAGGAGAAGCUCCGCCCAGCCCUGGACAGCUUCGACCUGGAGGUGUGCAUCCUCGAGUGUGAAGAGAAGGUCUUCCCCAGCCCCCUCUGGACUCCAUGCACCAAGGUCAUGGCCAGGAGCUCUUGGCAGCUCAGCCCUGCCGCCCCAGAGCAUGUGGCGGCUGCUCUCUACCAGCCGAGAGCUUCGGAGAUGCAGCAUCUGCGGCGAAUGCCCCGAGUCCGGAGCCUGUUCCAGGAGCAGGAAGAGCCCGAGCCUGGCAUGGAGGAGGCUGGUGAGAUGGAGCAGAAGCAGCUGCAGAAGAGAUUUGGGGGCUUCACCGGGGCCCGGAAGUCGGCCCGGAAGUUGGCCAAUCAGAAGCGGUUCAGUGAGUUUAUGAGGCAGUACUUGGUCCUGAGCAUGCAGUCCAGCCAGCGCCGGCGCACCCUGCACCAGAAUGGCAUCCAGGUGAUCCCCCAAACAGCAUGUGUCCAGCCCCAGACCUGCCGCCUGGGAAUCAGGAUUCCUUCUUCCCCAAGGCACUGAGCGCCUGCAGAUCCGGCAGGCUUCCUUCGCCUCCAGAACCUCCCUGUCUGAUUGUUCCUCCCCAGCCCCCUGGCAUGUUUCACCACAACCCUGUUGCUACAUCAGAGUGUAUUUUUGUAAUUCCUCUAGCUACCAUUUCAAUGGCCCCAUCUCUCCUGCUCACCCGCCUCUUGCCCCUUCUAGGGCAAGGAAUAGGAAAUAGGAAUUUGAAAUUGAACCUGGGGUUUUGACUCGCCACUGCCAUAACUUGUUUGUAAAAGAGCUGUUCUUUUUGACUGAUUGUUUUAAACAACGAUUUCUCCAUUAAACUUCUACUGAGCAAAUGGUUAAUAAA
This is a messenger RNA of Symphalangus syndactylus (siamang), 1059 nucleotides long. It is a transcript of the gene PNOC, whose product is annotated as prepronociceptin. Gene Ontology annotation, molecular function: opioid receptor binding. Gene Ontology annotation, biological process: sensory perception; chemical synaptic transmission; neuropeptide signaling pathway. Lineage: Eukaryota; Metazoa; Chordata; Mammalia; Primates; Hylobatidae. Gene Ontology annotation, cellular component: neuronal cell body; axon terminus; dendrite. The record is from RefSeq and is a predicted model, not a curated record.